UUUCGUCUCCAGAUCGUUAUUCCCGGCUUUCCGCUCCGUCGCUUGCACUGGAUUGCCAUUCGAUGAGCUGAAUUAAUAGGCGCAACGAUCGCUUGUUGGGAGGGGGAAGGGACGUCAACCCGUCGAAUCGUUGCCCUGCGACUUGCUGCGGCUCGCCAGAAUCGCCUUCAAGCUUUUGAUUUUGAAUCCGGUUGUUCUCUUGCUGUGAUCUCUGUCUGCAGCGCGGCGCCUCGCGUUGUCGCCUCCUCUUGAUUGCGUCUGGAGAGUUUGGAGCCAAAGGUCGAACAUUUGAGGACCGCGGAAAGCGGGUUGGACCAGAGGUCGAAGCUUCGUACGAUUUCAGCAGCACAUACAGGGGACGGAAGGCGGGAAACUUAUAAGGGUUUCGAUGGGGAGAGUGAAACUGAAGAUAAAGAGAUUGGAGAAUAGCAACAGCCGGCAGGUCACCUAUUCGAAGAGGAAAAUUGGGUUGACGAACAAGGCGAAGGAGCUAUCUAUUUUGUGCGAUAUCGACUUGGUCCUUCUCAUGUUCGCGCCUAAUGGGAAGCCUACCAUAUGCGUCGGAGACCGCAGAAAGUUGGAGAGUCUUGAAGUUCUGAAGAAAACAUUCAAGAAGUUGGACCACGAUGUUGAUAUCCAAGAGUUCCUUGGUUCCAGCACCCAAACGGUUGAGGAGAUAACUAAUCACUGGUCGUCAUUGCAUGGUCAACUAUUAGAUGUACAAAAAAGACUCAGCAAUUGGGCUGACCCAGACAAGAUUGAUAACAUAAACCAUAUUACCACAAUGGAACAAUCUCUUAAGGAAUCUCUUGGCCAAAUUCAAGUGCAUAAGGAGAACUUUGGAAAGCAACUUAUUUCUGUAGAUUACAGUGGCCAGAAUGACAUCCAUCCAUCCACAGGAUUAGGCUGUGAGCAAGGAGCCUCACCCGUUUCAUGGCUUCAUAUCAAUGAUGAUCAGCAAUUGAUGCUUCCACAAGAUGCUAAUCUGCUACCUUGGAGCAAUAUUAGAGAAAAGAGCUGGCUGAUGGCAGGAGUCUUCAGUAAAUACAAACUUAAUCCAUUGCUUCGAACAAUAUCUAGGCAACUGGCGAUACGAAAUGGAACCAUAGAGUACUGGUAUGAUCGUUGUGUAUUCCUGUAACAGGAGAAUGUUUUAGAUAAUACUCUGCCGAUGGUGCUCAACCGUGCAGCCAUUCAACCGUGUUUAGGUUGUUUGUAGGUCAUGAGGUUUCGUCUUCUCCUCUUGUUUCUUUUUCCUUUUUCCUUUUUUUUUUCCCUGUAGUUGUUGAUCAUUCUCUGAACUUCUCUGAACUUCUGCCUCCUCUUGUGUACCGAUAAACUGCAACAGAGAUUAUUGACUUUGUAAAAGUGUUGAUGUGAACCAACUUGACAAUGUCAAGUUUUUUGCUUAUGAUCAGGACUGGAUCAAUCCAUCUUGAGUUUUGAUGUUCACCUUUGUUCUGAUCUUUUCGAGCUUAGCAUGCUAAUUCAACAUGAAAAAGUUAAUUGUGGUGUGGUUUUUCUUAGCGCUGAAUAGAUUCCUUUGUCUGAGAACUGUUCCGAUCGACAAGAUGAUUUAAUCAUACACCACAGUUAGAACUCUGGGAGAACUAUUCUCUGGCCAUUGAAGUUUCCCUCACUCGA
Musa acuminata subsp. malaccensis (wild Malaysian banana) is the source of this 1644-nucleotide messenger RNA. The record is from RefSeq and is a predicted model, not a curated record. Lineage: Eukaryota; Viridiplantae; Streptophyta; Magnoliopsida; Zingiberales; Musaceae.